CUUGCUGCCGCAGAAGAAGAAAUUGUAGUUUAAAGAUGGCGCUACACGGUGUUUUACUCGUGCGGCUCAGAGAGCUAAGCAAAAUCGCCAAAUGUGUUUGUUCAGGGGGCAAAACAGCGUCCAACUGGGGGAGCGAAAUGCGGUGGUACAGAACAAAAGCUGGAAGCUUUAAGGAACCCGGUGCGUCGUAUUUCCAGACUAAACGAGAUAACCUGAGCCCAGACCUCCUGAAGGAGUUUCCAGAACCUAAAAGCCUCUUGAAUAACACCAUCUCCCGGUCACUUGGAGUCAGUGACCUGUCCAAGCUCAUCCAGUACAACUGCACUGAACAUGGGAAUAUCAAGAAAGCCACUGUCACACUACUGUGGCCCUGCAAGAUCGAAGAAGAGGGUUAUGCCUCCAAGAGGAUUGAUGCAGAACAAUUAGCUGCUGCUGCUGCUUGCUUCAAGCUUAAAGAAAUGGGUGUGAUUGGUCCAAACAACCAGCUCCCCAGGAAAAGAGCUGGCCGGGGGAGAGGAGGACUACACUCACCCUUUUAUGAUGACGAGUCUUGGACAGAUCAUGUCCAUGUGCCUACAGCUAAAGCUGACAAACUAAAACAAUACCUGCCCCCUGAAGAAGACACCUCCAGCUUCGAUGAAGCUCUCUCCUUGUUUCAUCAACCUAAAUCUCUCCUGGCCAGGGUCAUCCAGGUGGCCACAUCGCCUGACAAAAUCAGGGAGCUAAUGAAGUUCAAAACAACAGGAGGGAAGUUAAAGAAGUGUGAACUGACCCUGCUCUGGCCUGAGGAGAUGACAUUCACUGCUACAGCGACCAAGAGAGUGACAGCAGAGAGGAGGGCUGCAGCUCUUGCCUGCAUGAAACUGAAGGAGCUACAGCUGCUGGAUAAAAACAACAAUCCACUGAGUCACGCCAAGUAUCACCAAGAGAAGGUGAGGGAAGCUGGGGAGAGAGCGCGACGCCCACACCCACUGGAAGUCCCAGAAUACCUGGAGAAUCAAAUCAGAGAGUAUCUCGAACAGUACCCAGUGGCGACAGAAGUACAGAAACUAUGGGAGGAGGAAGAGGUGAGAGGACAGCAGACAGAAAACCAAGAGGAUGAAAAAGAAGAGGAGGACUCAUUGACGGACGCCAUCACAGGCAGACCGUACAAACCUUUAUCUGAACAGGAGGCUCGGCAGCUCAGCGCCAACCUACAGGAGGAGUGGGAGCGAGCAAACCCUGGACUGAGUGUGGAGCUGCCGGUCGACAGCCACCGUGAGCGUGUGGUCUCAAUGGUGCAGUCCUCCAGGGUGGUUGUGAUUGCUGGUGAGACGGGAUGUGGCAAAACAACACGGAUCCCCCGCUUUCUGCUGGAGGAGCGUGUGAGAGGUGGGGAGGGAGCUGACUGCAACAUCCUGGUGACCCAACCCCGUCGGAUUAGUGCUGUGUCAGUGGCCCAACGUGUGGCUCAUGAGAUGGGCCCAGCUCUGAAACACUCUGUGGGAUAUCAUGUGAGACUCGAGAGCCGACCCCCACAGUACAGUGGAGGAGCCUUGCUCUUCCUCACAGUGGGCGUUCUGCUGAGGAAGCUGCAGUCGAACCCGUUCCUGAAGGGGGUCAGUCACGUGGUGGUGGAUGAGGUCCAUGAGAGAGACAUAAACACAGACCUGCUGCUGGCCUUACUGCGGUCCAGCUUAAAAGAGAACCCAGACCUACGAGUGGUGCUCAUGAGCGCUACUGGGGACAGCCAGAGGCUUGCCCAGUACUUUGGAGGCUGCCCGAUCGUGAAGGUGCCGGGGUUCAUGCACCCAGUGAGGGACAGAUACUUGGAGGACGUGCUGAGAGAGAUGGGACGCCCGCUGCCUGUCCAAGAGAGAGAAAAGACAGACAAGCAGGGAGAAAGAGAUGAGGUUACACCUGAUCUAGAUUUAGUUGCUGAUGUAAUUGAGCACAUUGACAGACAUGGAGAGACUGGUGCAGUGCUGUGUUUCCUCCCUGGAUGGCAGGACAUCAAGGCCGUUCAGGAGAAACUCGAGGCAAAGCCCCACUUUUCCUCAGGCUCGCAGAUGAUCCUGCCGUUGCACUCUAGUUUAUCGGUGGCCAACCAGCAGGAUGUGUUCCAGCGCCCCCAAAUGGGUCAGAGGAAGAUUGUGCUCACCACCAAUAUUGCUGAGACCUCCAUCACGAUAGAUGACAUUGUGCAUGUGGUGGAUACAGGAACUCACAAAGAACAGAAUUAUGACCCACGGACAAAGGUCUCCUGUCUGGACACAGUUUGGAUAUCCCGGUCUAAUGUCACUCAGAGAAAAGGGAGAGCAGGGCGAUGUCAGCCAGGACAGUCCUACCACUUGUUCCCACGAAAACAGCUGGAAUCCAUGACUCCGUUCCCGGUCCCUGAGAUCCUGCGCACCCCGCUGGAGAGUUUAGUAAUGCAGACCAAAAUUCACAGUCCUAACUGCAAGGCUGAGGAUUUCUUAUCCCAAGUGUUGGACAGUCCAGAGCAAGCAGCUGUGAGAGACGCUGUCCAAAAUCUACAAGACAUAGGAGUUCUGGAUAAGACAGAACGCCUGACGCCUUUAGGAGAGCGCGUGGCCUGUAUGUCGUGUGACCCUCGGCUGGGCAAAAUGCUGGUCCUCAGUGCCAUUUUCAGAUGUGUUCUCCCUAUGUUGUCUGUAGCUGCCUGUCUGACCAGAGACCCCUUCCACAACAGCCUACAGAACAGAGCACUGGUCAUCAAGGCGAAAGAGGCUCUGAGCGGCUCCAGCUACAGUGACUAUUUGGUGUUCAGCCGAGCUGUGUUAGGCUGGAGGAAAGUUCAGCACAGGGGCGACAGAGAGGACAGAGACGAAUAUCUGGACAAAUGCACUCUGUCCAGGCCCAGCCUUCGAUUCAUCAGUGGUCUCAUCACUCAGUUCAGUGAGAACCUGCAUGAAGCUGAGCUGGUUUCUCGCGCCAGUGAGUGCCAGAGUCACACUUCUCUCUGCAAUGAACACAGCAAGCAGGAUGAGCUGCUUAAAGCUGUGCUGCUGGCUGGAUUCUAUCCCAACCUCAUUCAGGUGAAAAAAGGUGUUGUGACCAAAGGAGGGCGCUUUCGUCCCAACAGAGUGGUUUUCCGUACACUCAACGGACCAGUGCUGCUUCACCGCUCCUCAGUGAACAGUAAAGAGGAAGAUUUCCCUAGUCGCUGGUUGACCUUCUUCUACGCGAUCAAGUCCAAUGGGCAAGUUUUCAUCAGGGACUCUUCUGUGGUCCAUCCACUCGCCCUGCUGCUGUUCACAGACUGUGAUAUCACAGAGAGUGUGAGUGGAGACAGAGUGGAAGUGUCAUUUCCCGGUCGCUCUCUGGUGCAGUGCGAGUUGCCGGUUAACACAUGGGAGCUGCUGUGGGAGCUGCGCACCUCCGUUCAGACCAUGCUGUACCGAACCCUCAGCAACCCUGACAAUGCAAUCACCAACUCUUCUCAAGAUGGAAAGCUCAUCUCCUUACUUGUAGAGCUGCUCAACAACACAGACUCAAACCCUUUUGCUCAGAAUCACGAAAGUGACAGCGACAGUGAGGUGGAUUGAUGAUGAUUGAUGGCGCAUGUACGUUGGAUUUACUGGCUGGUGCAGAGGAACCAAAAAAGAUGAUGGUAUGUUUUUUUUUGUUUGUUUGUCUUAGUGUCUGUUUAAGAAAUGUUAAGUACCUGAGUUAGUACUUAAUGCACUGAACUGAUCAGGACUCUUCAAGAAGAGAAAUCCACAGUGGCCUGUUAUUUGCUUUUUGACAUAAAUGAUAAACUCGAACUAAGGCGUGAGGAAAUCCAUUUAUGUGGAUUUUGGACUGAAGUUUACUGUUUAUGGUUAUUUGCUUUCUGGAAAGCAGAAGUUGAAUUUUAGUCUAACAAGUAAAGGAUGACUGGCCAAAGGUCAUUAAAACAGAGUGUAUGCAGUAAUUGCCAUAUUUAUUGUAAUAAAUAUAAACAUGUCAACAUGAGGAAAA
Molecule: messenger RNA, 3963 nt
Organism: Lates calcarifer (barramundi perch)
Lineage: Eukaryota; Metazoa; Chordata; Actinopteri; Centropomidae
Gene: dhx30
Product: DEAH (Asp-Glu-Ala-His) box helicase 30
Exons: 19
Coding region: 36-3548 (1170 amino acids)
Cellular component (GO): nucleus; cytoplasm; intracellular anatomical structure
Molecular function (GO): G-quadruplex RNA binding; DNA helicase activity; ATP binding
Source: RefSeq, a predicted model, not a curated record